Molecule: messenger RNA, 2464 nt
Organism: Dicrocoelium dendriticum
Lineage: Eukaryota; Metazoa; Platyhelminthes; Trematoda; Plagiorchiida; Dicrocoeliidae
Source: the annotation of a GenBank genome assembly
UGACGUGGUAGCGUUAUAUAAAUCAACAUCAACUUGUGUAUUGUUUAUUACCUUACGGUCACCACUUCUGUUUGAUUGCAGCCCAUUGUCAAUCUGCUGCGCUUCGACAAUUCCUUCAUAUUUCGUCUAAAAUAUGGGAUGCACAAACUGUUUCAAACACAAGGAAGUGUCCGGAAAUCGAAUAGUCUACGCACUGCGUCGAUCGAGCGCACAACUGGGAGACGACGUUCCCAUGAAAAAAUUUUGCUCCAAUGCAAUUAUCUCAUCACGAUAUACAUUAGUGAAUUUCAUCCCAAAGAAUCUGUUCGAACAAUUCCAUAACAUAGCCAACAUUUUCUUUGCUGCAAUCGCCAUUCUGUACACGUUCGCUUCACCAGCCACAAGCAUUUGGGCUAAUUUAGGACCUUUGGUGGCCAUUCUUGCUAUAACAAUGAUUAAGGAUGGAGUGGAAGAUUUGUUUCGUCAUCGUCGGGACCGGCUGACCAAUCGUGCUCUUUUCUGUGUUUUGCAAGUAGAUGAGCAGGAAAAAGUCGUACACUGGAAUUAUGAACUGGCCGAAUCCAUCAGAGUUGGUGAUAUCGUUUUAUGUGAGAAAGAUCGUAUUCUUCCGUGCGAUCUAGUAGCCUUAUGUUCUAGCCACGAUUCCACGGUGGUUUAUUUGACCACUGCAAACCUGGAUGGCGAAACGAAUGUGAAGAAAAUUUACGCAGUUAAUGCUACCCAGUCAACGUAUGAGGCAUUCACUCCAGAGAAUUUGUCGAACAGCCUUCAUAAACCCGGAGACUUUUAUGGACUAUUAGAUCAAUUAUAUGUUCGUGUUGAGUGUUCAGCUCCGACUGAGGACCUUGGCAAAUUUGAAGGACGUUUGACCACGCACGAAACUUCCAACAUGAAUUUAUCAACAAAAAAUCUAUUGCUCCGAGGAUGCAAACUCCAUAACACCGAAUUUGUAAUCGGUUUGGUCGUGUAUACGGGUAGAGAGACCAAGUUGUCACUAAAUGGAAAGCAUUCGAGAAGGAAGUAUAGUUCACGUGAUGCGCGAUCGAAUGUAAUACUCCUUUGUUUCAUAUUCGGCAUGAUUAUAUUGUCAAUUUUGUUAGCUGUUGUAUUUACCAUCGUGACCACGCAAACAAAAGAUACGCAAUGGUACAUUCCAGUAGCUCGUCAAACACCUUGGGAAUUCGUACUGAAUGUGUUUCGUUUUGUGGUCAUAUCGAAUUAUCUCAUUCCGAUCUCGAUUAUUUUUACGGUGGAAUUUCAGCAAAUCCUACUAGCCUUUUUUAUAUCGAAUGAUUUGCGUAUGUAUGACAAGAAAGAGGAUCUGGUGGCCAAGGCGAACAGUUCUCAGUUCGCUGAUGAGCUGGGUCAGGUGGAGUUUUUGUUCAGUGAUAAAACUGGAACCCUGACUCAAAACCUGAUGUGGCUAUCCGUCUGUGCUGUCAUAGAUACGGACAAGAUUUAUGAAUUUCAACGGAGACCUGUGCAGCAAGCGAGCCACACUACCACCUCGGCUUUCAAAUCAUUGGGUGGUGGAAUUAGUGAAUCAUUAUCAUCAUCUUCAUCGUCUGACAGUGAUACAGAGGACUCGAGUUUGGUUUCGGGGAGCAGGUUGAAGCAAGGGAACGGUCGAUUGAAACCGGAUGCGAGUCCUGAGCUUCUGAGAUUUCUGACAAUGUCUGCCUUGUGUCACACAGUGGAGGUGUCUGACGUUGGGCUUUCUGGAAGCGAAUCGUACGUCUCGCAAAGGAGGAUGUAUAAUUAUGAGGCCACUUCACCAGAUGAAAAAGCACUUGUGGAAGGCGCUGCCAGGUUGGGUGUCGUUUACGCUGGUUGUCAACCCGCGGUUACAGAACCGUCCAUUCUACUCUACACGAUAGAAUACUGGCCAGAUGACUUUGAUGUCAGUUUAGAUAAACCCGUGGAAGUCAAGCAAUACUUUGUGGACGCCAUUUUGGAGUUCACAUCAACACGGAAACGAAUGUCAGUGAUGGUGCGCUAUCCGGAUGGGACAUGUCACGUGCACAGUAAAGGAGCGGAGAUUAGUAUGCUUUCUCCCGAGGUAUGCUCGAAAUAUUCCCCCGGCUUGUACAAAAGCGUGAUGCAGCGAUCAAGUGAUAUUGCUGCCGAGGGUUAUCGCACUCUGGUUUUUUCCAGCCGUCAGUUAGAAGAAAUGGAGUACAGAAAGUUGCUAAAGGAAUUACAGGAAGCAAAUGGAAUGUUUGGGGAGGACCGAGAGCGAGCCAUUAAGGAUGUGUAUGCAACGAUAGAAACGGACUUACGUCCAAUGUACGUAACGGGAGUGGAGGAUGUAUUGUAUCCUGGGGUGAAGAAAUGUCUCAACAACUUACGAGAGGCUGGGAUCCAGUGUUAUUACUCUCCGAGGGAUACGGCCAGGACAAUUCCCUUAUUGUCAAUCGAUGAGCGCCUCAGAGUUAUCCGGAGAAAGCUGGACUCAAUACGGUAG